Molecule: messenger RNA, 3452 nt
Organism: Zalophus californianus (California sea lion)
Lineage: Eukaryota; Metazoa; Chordata; Mammalia; Carnivora; Otariidae
Gene: CCDC62
Product: coiled-coil domain containing 62
Exons: 12
Coding region: 10-2010 (666 amino acids)
Source: RefSeq, a predicted model, not a curated record
AAAGCAGUAAUGAUACAAAAUGGGCCUCGUGAAGUUUUAACUACUAGUUUUAAGAACAUCGGGUCAGAAGUUGAGAUUUCCACUAUCGAGAAACAACGGAAAGAGCUGCAGCUGCUUAUUGGAGAAUUAAAAGACCGCGAUAAAGAGCUCAAUGAUAUGGUUGCAGUACAUCAGAGACAACUUCUUUCAUGGGAAGAGGAUCGGCAGAAAGUGUUGACUUUGGAAGAACGUUGCAGCAAAUUAGAGGGUGAACUACAUAAAAGAACUGAAAUAAUCAGGUCACUCACAAAGAAGGUAAAAACCCUUGAAUCUAAUCAGAUUGAAUGCCAAACGGUUCUUCAGAAGACUCAGCUACAGCUUCAGGAAAUGGCUCAAAAGGCAACCCAUUCCUCUCUCCUCUCUGAAGACCUUGAGGCUAGAAACGAAAAUCUCAGCAACACAUUAGUGGAACUUUCUGCCCAGGUAGGACAAUUACAAGCUCGAGAACAGGCUCUCACUACAAUGAUAAAGCUAAAGGACAAAGAUAUUAUUGAGGCCGUCAAUCACAUUGCAGACUGCUCAGGAAAAUUUAAACUGUUAGAGCAUGCCUUGCGUGACGCGAAGAUGGUGGAGACUUGUAUUGUGAAAGAGAAGCAAGAUUACAAGCAGAAAUUGAAGACACUUAAAAUUGAAGUCAAUAAACUGAAAGAGGAUCUAAAUGAAAAGACAACAGAAAAUAAUGAACAACGAGAAGAGAUCAUUCGUCUCAAGCAAGAGAAAAGUUGCCUGCAUGAUGAAUUGGUUUUUACUGCAGAGAGAGAAAAAAGGAAAGAUGAGUUACUUGAUAUUGCAAAGUCAAAGCAAGAACGUACAAAUGCAGAACUGCAUAAUCUGAGACAGAUUUAUGUAAAACAACAGAGUGAUCUGCAGUUUCUUAAUUUUAAUGUGGAAAAUUCUCAGGAAUUAAUACAGAUAUAUGACUCAAAGAUGGAGGAAUCAAAGGUUCUGGAGUCCAGCAGAGACAUGUGUUUGUCAGACCUUGAGAAUCACCGCCCAAAAGUCGAUAUUAAGAGGGAGAAAAAUCAGAAGUCAUUGGUUAAAGAUCCAAAAUUUGAGACCACGUUGAUUCAGCAAAAUCGGUCAGACAGGAGCCCUUGUGAUCUGUGCAAAGAGAAGAAACGACAGGGUAAUACUUCAUUUGGGGAAAAAAGUGUAACUGCUAUCUCAUCUCUGUUUACAAAAGAUGUACUGGAGAAGCAAAAGUCUUGGUCUCUGGGAGGAAAAAUGCAGAUCGAAUCAGAAAACAAAAGUACAUUGUGCAAGAUCCAUGCAAAGUCACCAAAAGGUAAUGGGAUCGGGAUUCAGAAUGAAGAGAGACAACUCUCUGAAGCAUCCACCUCGUUAUCUGAUGAGAAACAGUGGCAUGAUGUCAAUGUGUACCUGGGCCUGGCCAGCUGUUCUAGUUCCAGACAACCAGAAAAGCUGGAUGUUGAAAGUCAAGAUGACAUAGAAAGGUCUGGAGUCUCCUGUUGCCAUAAAAAUGAAACCUGUCUUGGGGAGAGUGACAUGUAUGAGUCCAAGUGCUGCCACCCGAGUAACUUCAUCAUUGAAGCCCCAGGCCACAUGUCUGACAUGGAGUGGAUGAGCAUUUUCAAGCCUUCUAAAGUGCAAAGAAUUGUUCGCCAUAAAUCUGUGUGUACUUGCUCAGAAAGUGCCCGUGGAAGGAAAUACAACUCCGCCAUGAGUGAGCUAAUUGCCAUCCAGCAUUCCCACUGUUUGGGUUCUUCAAAAUCUGCCACAAGAGAGGAUGAGAAAUUAAUAGACACAGAGCCCUCUUCUGAUACAAAGAACUCACCUAAGAUUUUGUUAUUCAACAAAGAGGCACCAUUGUCCACUGACAAGGAUGACUUUUCGCCCACAAGCAAGCUUCAGCGUUUGCUGGCAGAGUCUCGCCAGAUGGUUACAGACCUGGAGCUGAGUACUCUGCUCCCCAUCAGCUCUGAGAAUCUCAGCAGCAGUGCCAGAAAUUAACCCGCGGGAAGCAUGAAAAGAGCCCUGGAGAUACACCAAAAUGGCACCCUGAUUCUGAUGACAUGGAGAAUCUCAGCUGACCAGUGACGGAGCCAGUACUAGAACCAGGUCUCCUGCCCGAAGAUGCUACCAGAGAUGAACCUUGGCAAAUUCAGAGUGGGGAAGCUUAUACCCUUGUGUCCCACGCUGCUCGUUUUAUAAAACUAAGCCAUAUGUUAAAGUGUACCAAAUUACGGAGGGUUAUUUGCUCACUUUCUCAACCCUGCAUUGCACACACAUUUAUUGAACAUUGCUAAUGUGCCAGGCACUCUGCUAGGCACUGAGGUUAUAAAAUGGAGUAAGAUGAUGUGGUCCUUGCCCUCCAGGGGCUCAAAAGCUUACAUACAAGCAGAUACAUUAUAAUUCAUUAGAGAUAUUUUAGUGCUCUCGGGACCCCAGCAACCAACUAUUAUUAAAAAGAGUGGUAGUUGGUUGCUAAUGUUAAGUCACUGUGGCAGAUGUUCUCAACCCAGAGGGGUCGUUGCCUGGUUUGAAAGAAGAUGCUGUGUUAAGUAUGAAGUUCACAGGAUAACUUGCUUUUGUUCGAUGUGGAAAAAGGAGUCCGAGAAACAGCUGUCUGGAGCCAGCAAGCCCCUUUACUGUGGUCUUUAUUUGACCACAGCUGUUGACUGGGGUGCUGGGGAUUAAAAAUGAAAUAGUACACGUGAAGGAUUUAGCUCAGUGCCUGGCAAAUAAUAAUCAAUAAAUAUUAGCCAUUGUUAUUCAGGUAAAGAGACCUUUCAGGGAUUGGAAAUUAGAUAAAGCAUGGUUAAUUUCUUUUUGGUGGAGUUGGAAGAGAGCCUUGUCAAAUACAGCUUUUCAAGUAUCCAGUGUCAGUUUGGGGGCGGGCAGAGAUUAAUCCAUGAAGUUACAGAAAGGGAGACCACCGUCAGGGGUAUGUAGGCAUCAUACUCUUCAUACUCAUCACUCCCUCUUCAAGGGGGAGUCUUUAGUACCUGUAUUGGGUGAUUUCACACCUAUAUCCUGAGAGGAAAACUGAGGACAGCAGAAACAAAAUAACCAUUUGAUAGCAUACACUUGGGAGAAUUGUGAGAUAUAUACAUAUAUAUAUAUUUUUUUUUACUUCAGUCUUGGAUAAUUUAAAAAGCAAACCAACAAUAACGUUUUUAAAAGACUCCCACGACCUCCUGUGGCGUCUCUUCCGUGCACUUUGAUGGUCCAGCGCUGUGUUGUGUUCAGAUCUGUCCGCAGGUUGUCCCGGCCCCGCCUGCCCUCCUCCCCUUGCAGUUCCUCGGCUCUGGCAAGGUGUCCGCGUACGGAGCCUGCAGCCUCCGAAGAUUCAUCCCACAGCCCCGCGUUGAUGACAGCUGCUGUUAACGUUGGAGAUGCACAAAGCGGACGGCUUACUUGUAUGCAUUUUCACACAUAAAUUAAGACUAAAA